AUGCGGUACACCCAUAUCCUCGGCAGUGCCGCCGCACUCGCUGGGUACACCCAGGCUCAACAAGGUGAGGCACAAUCUACCAUUAUCUACGACGCCGAGACCAAGAUCCGGUACUCGGCGUACACGGAGCCGCAGACGGGAAUGACAUUUGGCGUUGCACUUCCAGCCAACGCGACGGAUCCGUACGAUGCCAUUGUCCGGAUUACGGCGCCCGUGGCUCACACGUGGGUUGGCUUCUCGUGGGGCGGCACCAUGGUGUGGAAUCCGCUGAGCGUUGCGUGGCCAAACGGGCCGUCUGGGACGAUUUCCGCGCGCUUCGCUUUUGGUAUUGGUUUGCCGCUUGCAUACAAUGGAGCGGAACAUACGUAUCUCAAGGGGACCAGGGCACAUUCUACACAUUGGACGGUAAAUGCCCUGUGUAAAGGGUGUACUGGAUGGCAGAACAGCGAGGAUACACGCACGUCUCUGAACGGCACCGGGACCACCGAGUUUGCCUGGGCAUAUGGAGUCUCAGCUGUGGAAGACGCCGCGCGCAACGACUCUGCCUUCAACGUGCACGAAGCCUGGGGCAAAUGGAUCCACAACCUCGACGCAGCACGGAUUUCAGAUUUCGAUUCUCUGGUUCAAGCAAACUUGCUGACACCGGCUCUGCCCAGUCCUUCUGCUGACCCAACCACAGUUGUGACAAGCGUCGUGGCAUCUGCGUCUGCAAAGCCAGCUGCCACGGCCGCCAUUCCUACGUCGUGCCCCGGCGCCGGCAGCCCUGCAUUCCAGGGCUCCUUGGCCCCCGGAUGGAAGGCCACCAAGAUUGCGGGCGGCAUGACGAGUCCCCGCAGCAUCCAGUUCGACACGGCAGGCAACAUGCUCGUGGUGCAGUCCGGCAAGGGGAUAUCGUAUCACCAGAUGGGCGCUGAUGGCUGCGUUACGUCUACAAAGAUGCUGAUAUCGCAGAACAAUCUCAACCACGGCAUUGCCUUGAGCCCCGACGGCAAGACGCUGUACGCAAGUUCCAUGACGCAGGCCUACGCGUGGCCAUACGAUGCAGCGGCCGGUACGCUCGGGACCCGAACGACGGUCGUGACGGGCAUGUACAAUGGCGGCUCGCAUCUCACACGCACGCUUGCCAUUGCGCCGCAGAACCCAAAUCUGCUCGUCGUGUCCCAUGGGUCGAAUUCGAAUAUCGAUCAAGCCACAUCGGACCCCAAGACGGGGCGUGCCAUUAUCAAGGUGUUUGAUAUGUCAAAGGUGCCCAGCGGAGGCUACAACUACGUAUCUGCGGGCUACAAUGCUGGAUAUGGGCAGCGCAACGAGGUUGGCAUUUGCUUCGACCGCAACAACAUGCUCUGGGGCGUAGAAAACAGCGGCGACCAGUUCACGCGCAACGGAAAAGACAUUCAUAAUGAUAAUCCCGGCGAAAAGGUCCACUACAUGGGCGAUGUGACCAAGCCCAACGACAACUGGUACGGCUACCCGUACUGCUUCACCGUGUGGAAGACAAGCGACUUUACCGACAAAGUCUUCAAAGUGGGCGAUUGGUUCACGCAGAGCCCUUCGAGCAGCAUGAACGACGAUACGUGCGUGCAGCGGGCCACGGCUCCAAAGAUGACGCUGCAGCCGCACUCUGCGCCCAUUGACUGCAAGUUUGAUGCCGACAGCACCACAAUGUACAUUACAUACCAUGGAAGCUGGAAUCGGUCGCCCGUCACGGGGUUCAAGCUGGUGGCGGUCAAGUUCAAGCUGGGGACUGAUGGUAACUACACGCCGGUCGAGCCGCUGACUAGCACCACGGCGGCACAGGAUAUCUUUUACAACCCGGCUGUAGAGAAGUGUCAGGGCAAUGGGCCGGGAUACAGCUCGGGGUGCUUUAGGCCUGCGGGAUUGGCAUGGGAUGCUCAGGGCCGCUUGUUCAUGACGUCGGAUACUUCGAGCAAUGGUGAGAUUUGGAUUUUGGGUCAAUCGUAG
Exserohilum turcica Et28A is the source of this 1962-nucleotide messenger RNA. RefSeq lists its product as uncharacterized. The coding region runs from base 1 to 1962 and encodes 653 amino acids. Lineage: Eukaryota; Fungi; Ascomycota; Dothideomycetes; Pleosporales; Pleosporaceae. The transcript is spliced from 4 exons. The record is from RefSeq and is a predicted model, not a curated record.